AUGGUUGGCCAAUUUAACACAGGCCCUCUUGGGGUCUUCAGAUACCAAGAGAACACCGAGCCUAUUCGUCAGCUAAAUGGCGUCAAUACAAAAAGUCCUCUUGUGGCUCGCACGCCAGACGAGAAAAGACCUGUGCCCACCGAUGAUGACGAUGAUGAUGAGCCGGAGGAGAAUGUGGACACUCUCAUUGAAGAGCUCCUCACCUUAGACGGCCCUGUCGAUGUAGAAGAUGAUAUAUCGAACGAGCCUGGUGUCACCCGUCGCGUUUCCGAAGAAAUGUUGCAGACAGAUCCGCAGAAGGGUCUCAGUGAGAGUGAGGCCCAAUACCGACGGAGAAAGUACGGUCUUAAUCGAAUGAAAGAGGAAAAGGAGAACAAGUUCCGCAAGUUCCUGAGUUUCUUCAUUGGUCCGGUACAAUUUGUCAUGGAGGCUGCUGCAAUCUUGGCUGCUGGGCUUCGCGAUUGGGUUGACCUCGGUGUGAUAUGCGCGCUUCUUCUGCUGAACGCCUCCGUGGGCUUCAUCCAGGAAUUUCAGGCAGGUUCUAUCGUCGACGAGCUGAAGAAAACACUAGCUCUCAAGUCAGUUGUUUGUCGUGAUGGCGAUGAAAAAGAGAUCGAUGCAUUAGAGCUUGUCCCUGGAGAUAUAGUGAAACUCGAGGAGGGCACCAUUGUACCUGCCGAUGGUCGGCUCGUUUCAAAAAAUCUCAUUCAAGUGGACCAAUCUUCUAUCACUGGGGAGUCUUUGGCAGUCGACAAGCAUAGAGGAGAUACUUGUUAUGCUUCGUCUGCCGUCAAACGUGGCCGCGCAACUAUGCUUGUCACCGCCACUGGUGAUUAUACAUUCGUCGGUCAAGCUGCUGCGUUGGUUAACGCUGCUUCCUCUGGAUCCGGUCGCUUCACUGAAGUGCUCAACGGGAUUGGAGCGAUUCUACUGGUCCUAGUCAUCAUUACCCUAUUCAUCGUUUGGGUGUCAUCAUUCUAUCGGUCAAACAACAUCAUCACAAUACUUGAAUUUACUUUGGCUGUUACAAUCAUCGGCGUGCCCGUUGGUCUACCUGCGGUUGUCACGACUACCAUGGCGGUAGGCGCUGCAUAUCUGGCAAAGAAAAAGGCCAUCGUGCAACGACUAUCCGCUAUUGAGUCCCUGGCCGGCGUUGAAAUUCUCUGUUCUGACAAGACUGGGACACUGACCAAGAACAAACUGUCCUUGUCUGAGCCCUAUACGGUUGCAGGUGUUGACCCGGACGAUCUCAUGCUGACUGCGUGCUUGGCUGCGUCGAGGAAAAGGAAGGGCAUGGAUCCCAUUGAUAAAGCAUUCUUCAAAGCACUCCGGGACUAUCCUCAUGCUAAAGCUGCACUGACACAGUAUAAAGUGUUAGAAUUCCACCCAUUUGAUCCGGUCUCGAAGAAAGUUAUGGCCGUGGUCCAGUCGCCCCAGGGUGAGCGAAUUAUCUGUGUCAAGGGCGCUCCUCUCUUCGUUCUGAAAACCGUUGAGGAAGAUGAUCCGAUCUCAGAAGAGGUCGAUGCAGCAUACAAGAACAAAGUGGCUGAAUUCGCAACUCGAGGUUUUCGCUCCCUUGGUGUUGCUCGCAAGCGCGGCCAGGGUAAAUGGGAGAUACUCGGUAUCAUGCCUUGUUCAGACCCUCCGCGGCAUGACACUGCCAAAACUAUCAACGAGGCUAAGAAGCUUGGGCUUUCAAUCAAAAUGCUCACUGGCGACGCAGUUGGGAUCGCCCGCGAGACUUCUCGUCAAUUAGGGUUGGGCACUAACGUGUAUAAUGCCGAGCGGCUCGGUCUCGGUGGAAGGGGAACAAUGCCAGGCUCAGAGGUCUUUGAUUUCGUUGAAGCCGCGGACGGUUUUGCAGAGGUCUUUCCUCAGCAUAAAUACAAUGUUGUGGAGAUACUUCAGCAACGAGGCUACCUUGUGGCAAUGACCGGUGACGGUGUCAACGAUGCCCCUUCCCUCAAGAAAGCCGACACUGGUAUUGCUGUCGAGGGUUCUUCUGACGCAGCCCGGUCUGCGGCUGAUAUUGUCUUUCUUGCUCCCGGCUUGUCGGCGAUCAUCGAUGCGUUGAAAACUUCUCGCCAGAUUUUCCACCGUAUGUAUGCAUAUGUGGUCUAUCGUAUAGCCUUGUCAUUGCACCUUGAGAUCUUCCUGGGCCUAUGGAUUGCGACAAUGAAUGAAAGCCUUAACUUACAGCUUGUUGUUUUCAUUGCCAUCUUUGCCGAUAUUGCAACGCUUGCCAUUGCUUAUGACAAUGCACCCUACUCCAAAAUGCCCGUGAAAUGGAACCUUCCCAAGCUAUGGGGCAUGUCGAUCCUCCUUGGCCUGGUACUUGCAGCAGGAACAUGGAUCACGCUGACCACCAUUCUGACUACUGGCAAGGAGGGUGGUAUCAUUCAAAAUUUUGGAGAACGUGACGAGGUUCUGUUCCUAGAAAUAUCACUCACCGAGAAUUGGCUCAUCUUCAUCACACGCGCCAAUGGACCUUUUUGGUCAUCGAUUCCGUCAUGGCAAUUGACGGGAGCCAUUCUGGUGGUCGACCUGGUUGCGACCUUUUUCUGUCUAUUCGGCUGGUUCGUCGGCGGUCAGACCUCAAUUGUUGCCGUUGUUCGUAUCUGGGUCUUCUCGUUUGGCGUGUUUUGUAUAAUGGGCGGUCUCUAUUAUUUGCUGCAGGGCUCAACGGGCUUCGAGAAUCUCAUGAAUGGCAAGAAGAGCACAAAACAACGAUCGCUCGAAGACUUCGUGGUCGCUCUGCAGAGGGUUUCAACGCAACAUGAAAAGAACUCAUAA
Molecule: messenger RNA, 2793 nt
Organism: Aspergillus clavatus NRRL 1
Lineage: Eukaryota; Fungi; Ascomycota; Eurotiomycetes; Eurotiales; Aspergillaceae
Product: plasma-membrane proton-efflux P-type ATPase
Exons: 4
Coding region: 1-2793 (930 amino acids)
Biological process (GO): proton export across plasma membrane; regulation of intracellular pH
Cellular component (GO): plasma membrane
Molecular function (GO): ATP hydrolysis activity; ATP binding; P-type proton-exporting transporter activity
Source: RefSeq, a predicted model, not a curated record